Ochlerotatus camptorhynchus is the source of this 746-nucleotide messenger RNA. RefSeq lists its product as uncharacterized. The record is from RefSeq and is a predicted model, not a curated record. The transcript is spliced from 2 exons. Lineage: Eukaryota; Metazoa; Arthropoda; Insecta; Diptera; Culicidae. The coding region runs from base 222 to 746 and encodes 174 amino acids.
AUGAACAAUUUUACAGAUCGAUCUUAAUUAUUAAUUCCUCAACAGUAACUACGCAUCGAGCUAAACGUAGAGCGACACUAUCCAGUAGUGGUUGAUCCAUCAGUGAAAUGGCUGCGAGUAGAUUCCUGAUUACCUGGCUGCUUGUACAACUACCGGUAUGAAGCGCAAACGUAUUUCACCUGUCCUGGUAAUAAAACUUGAACGUUAAUCUUUCAUUUCAGAUGGGGGCAUUUUCAAAAUGCCUCGAUUUUCGGAAAAAUAUCCAUGAAAUUGGAAAAUGCUGUCUUCUACAAGAUUGGCUUCCCGAGCGUAGCACCGAAAACUGCACCAAUCAGCAUAAAUUCCAAUUCACCGAAAGCCCACUGGGACUAGUUAUGGUAAAAAGCCAAUUUUACUGCCUACUUUUAUCACGUCACGUUACUGUUAUUUUCCAGUGUGUCCAUGCAUGCUACUACCGAUCUUUGGGGGUGGUUGAUGAAUUCCACGUUGAUUUGUCCCGAAUUCAGCAGCUCAACGUCAACCGAAGCCAGUACGAACUGGAAACCAUCAACAAAGCGGCCUUCACUUGCUACAAUGAUAAAUAUGAAGAAAUAUACGAGGAGUUGAUGCGAUUCCGGACUGACUGUAACAGUUACCCAUAUCUGUACAACGAAUGUAUUAAGAACGAAUUCAGAAUGCACUGUCAUGAGAAGCUUUGGAGAAAAAGUCCAGUAUGCGAUCAAUUCAGGGCUAAUGAUAUCUGUUGA